Messenger RNA from Drosophila busckii, 5669 nucleotides. Its product is annotated as ATP-binding cassette sub-family A member 3. Gene Ontology annotation, cellular component: membrane; intracellular membrane-bounded organelle. The transcript has 11 exons. Gene Ontology annotation, biological process: lipid transport; transmembrane transport. Bases 60 to 5597 code for a protein of 1845 amino acids. Gene Ontology annotation, molecular function: ATP hydrolysis activity; lipid carrier activity; ABC-type transporter activity. The record is from RefSeq and is a predicted model, not a curated record. NCBI's taxonomy places the organism in Eukaryota, Metazoa, Arthropoda, Insecta, Diptera, Drosophilidae.
ACACACACAUUUAACAGCCACAGCCAAAUAUAUUUCCAUAAACUAAAAUUACCUCUAAAAUGCGUAGAAGCUGCAACUUUCCCAAAUGCCGCAUCUUCGGCCUGAUGAUAUGGAAAAACUUUAAGAAGCAAAAGCAAAACAAAUUCAUAUUUAUCGCCUGCAUUUUUAUGCCAACGCUGUUCAGUGUGUUUUUAAUAAUUCUACGCUACACGACGCCAGCGCUGAAUAAUACAGAUAGCAUACGCUAUAAUAGCAUACAGUAUGACAAAAGCUGGAAGUCGCUGAUAGAGAAGCUGAACAGUCGCCGCGAGCGCAUGAUCAAGGAGGAUACAUCCUUCAAGGACAGCGUCUUUAUACCCAACAUAUUGCUGGGGUAUGCGCCCAAUCACACCGUAGCGCUGCGUCAGCUAUUCUCGGGCGUUGCUCAGCGCCUGCAACUUGCUCCAGCUCAGCUUGUCAGCUUCCAGAGCUGCGAGGAGCUGCGCAUUCAUGCCUAUGCUCAGCAGUUUCUGGCCAGCGUCUGCUUUGACGAUUGGGAUCCGAUGCAGCAGCAGCUGCCGCCUCAGCUCAAGAUCGUUAUUAUUUAUCCAGCCGAGCUGCGUUUCUAUGAGGACAGCUGGAUUGGCGACAGCUGGAAACUGGAAACAUUGUGGGGCAUGGUUAUCAAGGACGACAAUGCCGACACUGCCAACUCGGAAUAUGUGCGCGAGGGUUUCAUUUCGCUGCAGUAUGCCAUCAGCAUUGAAUAUUUGCAGCGACUCUCCCAGAAUGUUGCACUGCCCGAGGUACAGUUGCGUCCAUUCAAAAUGAUUUCCAACAUAGACAGACUGCUGGCCAUGGGGCCCGAUCUGUCCACCCUGGUGCUGCUCAUUGGCUUCAUGUUUCCCAUUACGAUACUAACGAAGGACAUUGUCGAGGAGCGUGAGCUGGGCCAGCACUUGGCUCUCAACUCGAGCAAUGCGGACACUGUGCUACAAUUUACUGCCUGGUAUUUCAAUGGGUUUUGUCUGCUGCUCAUUACAUCCACAUUUCUAACAAUUGUGCUAAAAACAAAAUGGCACAAUGGGCUGGCGGUGAUGUCGCAUUGCCCUUGGUUCAUCAUAUUCGCCUUCUUCACCUCCUAUAUGAUGUCGGCUGUGGGCUUUGCCAUGCUGAUGGCUGUGCUGAUGCGGAGCACAAAGAUGACGGUGGCAAUGGUGCCGAUGUAUUGGAUAUUGGUGCCACUGCCGCUGUUAUCGACGGAGGACUGGGGCACUAACUGGACCUCGGCCAUGGCGACCAUUGGCUGUGUGCUGCUAUGCAAUGUGACCAUUUGCCGCGGACUGCGCUCCAUGCUGUGCUUCGAGGAGUACUCGGCGCACAUAAGCAACAAGCGCUAUAUACUCUCCUCCAUAACGGGCAAGGAGUUUCCCAUACUGGUGCUGCUGAUCUUCUUCUAUGUGCAGACGUUGCUGUAUGUGGGCGUGGCGCUUGUGCUGGAGGGCAAUCUGGUGCCGUGGGCGCUGCAUGUGACCAAGUGCCGGCCCUGCACGCAUUUGUUUGUGCGACUGUUGCACUUGAUACGGCGACGCUUGAAGCAGCGACGCGAGCGCAGGGUGCGCGAAACGGAGGAGCGGGAGAUGCAGCUGCGACGCAACUCGGAGAUUACCGAAGAGACGGAGCAGCUGCAGCAGGUGCAGUCAUUGAAUGCGCCAUCGCGUCGUGCCACGUUGAGCCAAGAGCGCAAAUCCGACAAGGACAAGCGAGCAGCGCAAAAAGCUCUUGCCAAGAAAAAUAAGAAUAAAGAGCCGGCGGCGGCGUCGGCGGCGGCGUCGGCGGCGGCGUCUACUGCUGCAGAGGAUGCAUCAUCAGCAGAUGAUGACUAUGAUGUGGACCUGCACGGCAUGGACAAGAGCAUUGUCGUCUGGUGGAGCGACACGGAGCUGAUGAACGCCAACAAGCGCAAGAGUUCGAAUAGACGGCGGCGUGCGUCAUCGCUGCAGCUGCUGGAGCACGCCUCGCAGCUGCACGACUCGGGCGACAGCAGCGAGGAUAGCCUCUCGUCCGAGCUGGAAGAUGAGGGGCCCGAGCCGCGACCCGUCGUCAUUGAGUUUGACAAUGUGUGGAAAAAGUAUGAGAAAUCGUUUGUCGUGCGCAAAUUCUCGCUCUCAAUCUACGAGGGUGAGCUGCUCGUGCUGCUGGGACACAAUGCAUCGGGCAAGACCACAAUCAUCAACAUGCUGUGUGGCAAGGAGACGCCCAGCAAGGGCAAGAUUCUCAUCAACGACUACGAUGUCAACAGAAACGGCAACAAAGCCUUUGGGGGCGUCGGCAUGUCGCUGCAUCGUCUCCAACUCUUCUCCGAGUUCACACUCAUUGAGCACAUUCUCUACUUUUGCCGUCUGCGCGGCCUUUCGCUGUCGAAGGCUUCGGCGGAGGCCUCGCUCUUCCUGCGCGAUCUGCAUCUGGAGCACAUGGCGCACACCCAUGUCAAGCAGCUGACCACGGGUCAGUCGCGCCUGCUCCAAGUCAUUUGUGCCUUUGCCGGACAAACCAGCGUCGUGCUGCUGGAUAAGCCCAUGGAGGGCAUCGACUCCUAUCAUCGCCGCUUGUUCUAUGACUUCGCUCUGCGUGAGCGCGCGAAUCGCACCAUCUUCAUCACCACCAACUAUCCGCAUCUGGCCAGCAAUCUGGGCGACCGCAUUGCAAUCCUAGUCAAUGGCCAGCUGCACUCCUGUGCCACCGAGAAGACGCUGCUCAAGCUCAACAAGAUGAGCCAUCGCCUGUUAUGCUAUCUGGCGCCCGAUUGCAACUUUGGACAGCUGCUGAACUUUGUGGCCUACCACAUACCGAGCAUUGAGGUGGAGUCGCGUACGUCGGAGGCGGCAAUGUUUGUGAUUGACUAUACGGACUUUGAUGGGCUGGUGCAGCUGACGGAUGCACUGAGCAAGGAUAUGGAUAAACUCUAUUUGGACAGCAUUAUGAUAAUGCGCUCCGAUAUGGAGAACGUGCUGCUCAAAGCGACGAUGAGCAGGUCGGGCAAGCAGUAUCCGCCGAACAUGUAUGUGCUCCGUAGUCUGGCCGUGAGAUUGCAGCAGAUCGACGAGACUGAAUUGGACUCGCCUAAGACGCAGCGACUACGCUGCUGGAUGCGUCACUUUGGGGUGGUGAUGCGCAAGCGAUACCUCAUGGACGUUCGCUUCUGUGCCGUGCCCUUGCUGCAGAUCUUCUUUCCCAGCAUCAUGGGUGCCUGGAUGCUGUCGAUGACCUAUUUAUCAUCGGAUCGCAUACCCCGCCGACCUUUCCCCAUCACCCUGAGCACCUAUGCCGAGAGCAUAACGCUCGUGCAACAAUUGUCCAGCGUGCCGCAGCUGCAAGUGGCAGCCAAUCAUUAUAUGAAGCUCGACAGGAUCGAUCGCGAGGUAAUCGAGCUGCAGCCAGAUCAGAACGUCUUUGACUAUAUCUAUGCAUAUGUGAGGGAGCAUAAUAUGCUCACCGAUCUCAACUUUGUCGUCGCUGUUAUUUUUCAAGAUGGACUAGUCGACGCGCUUUUCAAUAAUAAUAUGCUGCAUUCGGCGCCGAUCAGCUUGGCGCUCGCCAUGGAAGCACUUGGUGUCGCCUAUGUGGGUCCCGAUACCAAAAUCAGCGUUGAACUGGAGACGCUUCCAUAUUCGACGCAGCACGCUUCGGUGCUAGAGGAUACGAACUAUUCCCUGGAUUGGCUGUUCAAUGUGACGAUGAGCAUUUGUUUUUGCUUUGUGUGGACAAUACCGCUGCUGAACUUUGGUCUGGGGCCGGACUCGCCGUACGGACGUAUCGAGCUGAUUGCCGGCAUGCAGUAUAGCAUUGUGAGCUUGGCCAACUUCUCGUUCGGCAUGAUCAAGGUGGUGCUCAGCAUGAUUCCCUUGCUGGCAAUCAUUUUAUACUUUCAUCCGAAGAUCUCGAUGGGCGUUGGGGACAUAUCACUUUUCAUUUAUGUUCUCCUGAUUAUGGCACUGUGCGUGUUAUCGAUAAACAUACUUGUGUCCUACUGGAUAUCGGAGAUGCGCACCGGCUAUGUAACCAUCUUGAUAUUCUACUCCAUGGGCAUAUUAAUUUUUCUGCUCCUGAAUGAAAUGUUGAUCAACAAGGCGGUGAGCAGCGUCGAUUACAUUUUCCUCAUGAUAGUGCCCCACUAUGCGCUGAUGCAUAACCAAGUCUUCAUCUACAAUAUUUCGGUUAUUAAUGAUAUCUGCAAUGAUGCGCAAACCAAUGAAAUUAGCGUGCUCUUGGAACAAUGCGAUGGUUUUCCCAAUUGUUGUGAAAAUAAGCACAAUGAUUUAUUUGUCACUACCAAUUUGCUGUAUAUAUAUUUUCUGAUAAUAUGCAUCUGGGCAUUUCUGCUGCUGCGCACGUUUUUCUCCGGUUCGCGUAUCAAGAAGCGUAGAGAAAAGGAAACUGUGCACAAAGACAGCGAUCCGGACAGUCGAUAUGAUCACAAUAUGCGCCAUUUUGUUUAUCAGAAUAACAUAGACGACACUUGGAUCGAUGAGAAGAUACGCGUACGCACCAUAGAAGGACGUAAUAUGGAUCAAAUGGCGCUGCAUGUGGAAAAUCUGGGCUUGUUCUAUGGCUCGCAUGUGGUGCUGAAUCAUGUGAACUUUUUAGUGGAGCGCUUUCAAAUCAUUGCUAUGGUGGGUGUCAAUGGCGCGGGCAAGACGCAGCUGGUGAAGACGCUUCUGGGCAUUUGUCCACCCAGCACGGGCUACAUUUACAUGAGCGGCAAGAAGGUGGUGCCGUCCAAGGAGCGCAUCAACUACAAGCACGUGAGCUACUGCGCACAGGACGAUGAAGUGGAUGAUGCGCUGACUGUGCUGGAAGUGAUACAGAUAAUGCUCCUGGUGCGUGGUCUGAAUCGCCAGCAAGUCCACAGAGAUGCGCUGGACUUGUGCAGACUGUUCGAUUUGUAUUUGUAUCGCUUCCAUAUGCUGCCCAUCUGCAGUCGGGGAGUGCGCAAGCGUCUGAGCAUUGCCAUCACACUGAUCGGCUAUCCGGAUAUUAUAUUUAUGGACGAUCCGUUUGCCUAUCUGGACGUGCAGAGCAGAAGCAACAUUUCCCAGCUCAUUGAGUUUGUCGCCAGCUAUGGCCAGGCAGUGCUCAUCACGUGCUCGGACCACAGAUACUGCCAUGUGGCCCAUCGCGAUGCGAUGCUCAGUCACGCCAGCAUUCGCAUCAUUGGGGAGCGCCAGGAGGUCCAAGUGGAUCGCAACAGUGCCUACUACGUCGUCGAUACGCGCAUCAAUACGGCGGACAUCAAGCGCAGCUCCUCGCGUAGUCAUUUGCGCAAAUCCUCAACGCUCAAGUCGACUGCCUUCUGGUUCAACGACGAUGAGAUUAUCUAUUUGCAAAUCUGUCACAUGAUCGAGGAUCUAUUUCCGCACGCCAUCAUCAAAACCAGCACUCAUCAGACGGCCGUCUUCUGGCUAUCGCAGAGCACCUAUUCGAUGGCCCACAUCCUCUAUGUGCUCCAGAAGCACAAGCAUAGCUUCUACUCCUUUUCCAUUUCAGUGCCGUCGAUAAUGCGCAACGUGGGUGAGCAAAGAAUAACAACGGACAUCAUUAUGGCUGAAGAUCUGUGAAGAUUCAUUUCAAGCGCUGCUCAACUAACACAUACACUUUUAUCUUAUGUGCAAAGCAUCCAAAUAAAUGCU